Messenger RNA from Protobothrops mucrosquamatus (brown spotted pit viper), 708 nucleotides. Its product is annotated as protein NEL. Gene Ontology annotation, molecular function: calcium ion binding; protein binding. Lineage: Eukaryota; Metazoa; Chordata; Lepidosauria; Squamata; Viperidae. The record is from RefSeq and is a predicted model, not a curated record. The coding region runs from base 1 to 708 and encodes 235 amino acids. The transcript is spliced from 4 exons.
AUGGGGCCCUUGUCAUAUGAGGUUAUUCUGGAAAAUGAUCGUAUGGUCAGACGCCACAUUGAUCAGUUACGGCAUCGGCAGGCCGGGCCAGUCCCAGAUAUUGAUGAAUGUGGAACUGGGAGGCACAGCUGUGCCAAUGACACAAUCUGUUUUAAUUUGGAUGGAGGCUAUGACUGUCGAUGCCCUCAUGGGAAGAAUUGCACAGGGGACUGUAUCCAUGAAAGGAAGAUCAAACACAAUGGACAAAUCUGGGUGUUGGAAAAUGAUAGAUGCUCCGUUUGCUCUUGCCAAACUGGCUAUGUAAUGUGCCGACGAAUGGUCUGUGACUGUGAAAAUCCCACUGCUGAUUUAUUCUGCUGUCCCGAAUGUGAUCCAAGGCUGAGUAGUCAGUGUUUACAUCAAAGUGGAGAGAUCAUGUACAAUAGUGGGGAUACAUGGGUUCAAAACUGUCAACAGUGCCGAUGUUUGCAGGGGGAGAUUGACUGCUGGCCUUUGUCUUGUCCUGAGAUGGAUUGUGAAUUCAGCAUACUCCCUGAGAAUGAAUGUUGCCCACAUUGUGUCAUCGAUCCUUGUCAAGCAGACACCAUUAAAAAUGAUAUUACCAAGACUUGUCUGGAUGAAACUAAUGUAGUCCGAUUCACUGGAUCAUCCUGGAUCAAGCAUGGUACAGAAUGCACUCUCUGCCAAUGCAAGGUAUGGGAAAAGUAG